Molecule: messenger RNA, 759 nt
Organism: Venustampulla echinocandica
Lineage: Eukaryota; Fungi; Ascomycota; Leotiomycetes; Helotiales; Pleuroascaceae
Exons: 2
Coding region: 1-759 (252 amino acids)
Cellular component (GO): plasma membrane; cell division site; growing cell tip
Source: RefSeq, a predicted model, not a curated record
AUGGCGAAACGCAAAUUGCACGGCGGGAAGCACAAAACAGGAAAGCUGCACCACAUCGGCACCCUCCUGCUUCUCGCUGUCGCUCUCCUCGCCCUCGUCACUAGUAUUACUACCCCUACCGUUCAAGACAUUUCUCUGUUGAAGGUGACUGGGCCCAGUAGCACCGUCUUCCUGGGGACAUUUGGCUACUCUUUCAGCGAUGGAACAAGCUCUUCCAGCUCUGUUGGCUACGAUCCACUAUUGCCAGUAUCCCAAGCCAUCCCAGGAUACAUCAGCUCGAUAUCCCACGAACAAGCAACCGAUCUCGCGAGAGGCUUGAUCCUCCACCCUCUCAUCUGCCUCAUCGCCUUCAUCUCAUUCUUCGCCGCGCUCGGCUCCGGCUUCUGCGGCACCCUAUUUGCGGCCCUCCUCUCCGCCGUCACAUUUCUGAUCACCAUCCUCGCCGUGGCCUUCGACUUUUCACUUUUCACAGCCAUCAAGAACGAUGUGGUGAAUGCCAAUGGAACCGCAGAAUAUGGCACAGGGAUCUGGACCAUCCUUGUGGCGAUGAUGCUCUCUUUUUUCGCAACAUUCGCCGUAUUGUUCUCGUGCUGUGGCUCCAGACGGCACAAGAAGAAGCAGGGACACCAACAGCACCACGAGGCUGGCCACCACGAGGAAGCGAUCGUUACUAUUACGACGACGACAACGAAAGGUGCUGCACAUAAGAAACAAAGGGGCUUCUGGCGCAAGAUCAAGAAAUGUAUUUGUUGUCGUUGA